AAAGACUAGCCUUGUUUACCCAUACACACUCUCAAGUCCUAAUUCCUAAACCACAUGGGACUUGUACUUGUAGCGUAGAUCUUGAUACUAAAUAGUAAUACUCCACCCUAUCAAUCCAUCAUCGUCAAAUAAUAAAACCCCUCCAAAUCUUUUCAUUCGAAUUAAUAAUUAGUAAUAUUAUACCCGUCAAAGAUGAAGGAAAUUUACUCCUUGUAGAACAGAAGAUCUCUACAUUUCUCUGAUUGAAUUUGACUCCGUGGGGUGGAAGAAUAGAGAAAAAUUUAGAAAAAAGUGUGAUCCCAUUUCCAACUAAGAAUCGAAACAUGGGAUGCUCAUAUUCAGGUCUAAAUGCAUUAUAUGAUGCUGUUAAUGGCGGUGGAGAUGUCUGGAUCAAUGAAAAUAGAUUCAAGAUCAUAAGACAACUUGGUGAAGGUGGACUUGCUUAUGUCUACUUAGUCAAAGAAGUUGUCACCGACGCUUCUGCUGGUCUUUCUAACAAGCUUAAAGACCCUUCUUUUCUUUCAGAUGAUGGGACUUAUGCUAUGAAGAAAGUGUUGAUUCAAAACAACGAGCAACUUGAAUCGGUGAGAGAGGAGAUUCGCGUUUCAUCUUUGUUUACUCAUCCCAAUCUGCUUCCCCUUCUUGAUCAUGCUAUUAUCAAAGUCAAGGCCACUCAAGAUCAGUCUACGAAACAUGAAGCGUACUUGUUAUUUCCAGUUCAUCUAGAUGGAACUUUGCUGGACAACACGACAGCUAUGAAAGCUAAGAAGGAGUUUUUCUCCACUUUGGAAGUCCUCCAAAUAUUUCGUCAGCUUUGUGCAGGGUUGAAGCGCAUGCAUAAUUUUGUUCCACCAUAUGCGCAUAAUGAUGUCAAACCUGGUAAUGUUCUAAUCACACACAGAACAGGACAGGCACCCUUGGCCAUAUUGAUGGAUUUUGGAAGUGCUCGGCCAGCUCGUAGGCAAAUUCAGUCACGUGCAGAAGCUUUGCAACUUGAGGAAUGGGCAUCUGAACACUGCUCUGCUCCCUUUCGUGCUCCGGAGUUGUGGGAUUGUCCAAGUCAAUGCAAUAUUGACGAAAGAACUGAUAUUUGGUCGCUGGGAUGCACGUUGUAUGCAAUAAUGUAUGGAGUCUCUCCGUUUGAGUAUGCUUUGGGAGAAGCUGGAGGAAGCCUACAAUUGGCCAUUGUAAAUGUCCAGAUAAAAUGGCCAGCAGGACCAAAAACGCCGUACCCUGACACACUUCAGCAGUUUGUGACUUGGAUGCUUCAGCCUCAAGCUGCUGUUCGACCGCGCAUUGAUGACAUCAUCAUUCAUGUCGACAAAUUGAUAUCCAAGUACUUGAAUUAGCAUCAAACUUCAGUUGGCGGCUGUCAAAGGGAACGGGUAAGCACAGGUGCAUCAUGAAGGUCGUUUUACAUACUUCGAUCAUAUAGUAACGCGCGCGUUUGAGAAAAGCAUAUGGUGUUCUCUAUUAACUUUGUCUAAUAGUAUUUAUAUUAGAUAAAUUCUUUUGGCAAUAGAUACAUUUUAUGUAGUGAAUUGAGAAGAGAAAAUCAUUCAAAAUACCAAUAUGUUAUAGUAAA
Molecule: messenger RNA, 1585 nt
Organism: Amaranthus tricolor (Joseph's coat)
Lineage: Eukaryota; Viridiplantae; Streptophyta; Magnoliopsida; Caryophyllales; Amaranthaceae
Exons: 6
Coding region: 324-1349 (341 amino acids)
Biological process (GO): protein phosphorylation
Cellular component (GO): cytoplasm
Molecular function (GO): protein serine/threonine kinase activity; ATP binding
Source: RefSeq, a predicted model, not a curated record